AUGAAGCAAGUUGCUAUUAACAAAUUUUUCAAAAGACAAUUAGAUGUUGGAGACAAAAAUGGGGAGAGGCCAAAGAUUACAUCUUAUAAUCCUAAUCAAGGUGAUGAAAUAAGGAGGGCAUAUUUGAUUAAAGGACCUUGUCAACCUGUAACACUUGAAUUUUGGCCUUGCACCACAAAUCGACCCGCCGUUGCUCCCGCCGUCGAAGAAUACAAGAACAACAAGUCCGACGCUUCGGGUUUGCGCACCUCCCUCUACUCCGAUUCGUUUUCUGUUAACAUCGCCGUUGCCGCCCGUCUAUGUGGUUGUUCUUAUCGUGGUUACGCCAACCAUCGUCCUCCUCCAAAGGGGAGGGUGCAGCAGCAUGAUGUGUACAAUAUAUUAGUUGAUGAGUCUAGUGAUGUUUCCAAAAAACAAAUGGCUAUAGUUUUGAGAUAUGUUGAUAAACGUGGGAUUGUAAAUGAAAGAUUUGUUGGAGUUGUUUACGUGUUGGAUACAUCUUCUUUGACUCUUAAAGCCACCAUCGAUAUUGUAUUUUCCAACAACAAUUUGAGUAUAGUUCAUGUGAGGGGGCAAUGUUAUGAUGGAGUAAGUAAUAUGAGUGGUGCAUUCAACGGUUUAAAAUCUUUGAUUUUAAAUGAAAACAUUUCCGCAUAUUAUAUACAUUGUUUUGCACACCAACUUCAAUUAGGGGUUAUGACGGUUACAAAGAAACAUGAUGAUGUUGAAGAAUUCUUUGAAAAAUUAGCUAUGGUGGUUACUAUCAUUUGUGGGUCUUGUAAGAGAAAAUAUAUGACACGAGAGAUGCAAAAAGAAAGAGUGACAACUGAAAUUGAAAUUGUUGCGUUCCCUAAAUAUAUCAAAGAGGAUGUUUCUACUUUAUCUAACCGUAAGCAAGCAAAGGAUACUUUGUCAAAGCAUCUUCCAAAAGAAGAUCAAGAUAUUUUGGAAGCAACUUCGUUAGUAAAAGGGACAAAGGAAGCAUUGCUAGUUUUUAUAAAAGAGGAGUUUCCACAAAUUUGGAAGAGUGUAUGUGUUUUUUUUAUGAAAAAGCAUAGUAUUGAAAUUGUGGAUAUGUCGGAAGAUUAUGUUACCCCACGAAAGCAUAUGACAAAUAAGACUAAUCAACGUCAUUUUGAAGUUGUGAUUUUUAACACGAUUUUGAAUAUGCAAAUUCAAAAAUUUGGGGAUAGAUUUAGUGAAGUUGGGAGGAAGUUGAUAGAGAACAUGGUGGCUUUAAGUCCCUUUGACUCAUUUUCUAGUUUUUGUAAAGCAAAGUUGUUCAAGUUAAGCGAGAUAUACAAAAACGAUUUUGACAAUUUCAGAAAGGGCGCAACUUAA
Lactuca sativa (garden lettuce) is the source of this 1341-nucleotide messenger RNA. RefSeq lists its product as uncharacterized. Lineage: Eukaryota; Viridiplantae; Streptophyta; Magnoliopsida; Asterales; Asteraceae. The record is from RefSeq and is a predicted model, not a curated record.